This is a messenger RNA of Chenopodium quinoa (quinoa), 1705 nucleotides long. Its product is annotated as probable serine/threonine-protein kinase DDB_G0267686. Bases 753 to 1565 code for a protein of 270 amino acids. The record is from RefSeq and is a predicted model, not a curated record. The transcript has 2 exons. NCBI's taxonomy places the organism in Eukaryota, Viridiplantae, Streptophyta, Magnoliopsida, Caryophyllales, Amaranthaceae.
CUUUUUAUUUUUUUUUGUUAAAGUGACACGUGUCACAAAUUAAUUGGUUAAAAAAAUAUUAAAAAAAAAAACCACCAUCAAUCACCCAACCCUCCAACCUUGCUCACCGGAGCCCCCAACCCCACCCACUGCCCUCUCCCUCUUUCACCGGAAAAACCACUGCACGGCUCAGACCGAAACCCAACCCUCCCCCACCCCCGCCAACCACCACAGCCUCGCCAAACACCACAACCACCCCAGCAACCCCAGCCGCGGCCAACACAACCGCAAACACCAACCUCGAAACAAUCACUCAAUUCCCCAGCCAUGAACGUUUAACGGUCACGAAACUCAGUUGAAACCCCUCCCCUAAUCCCGAAAACACCUAUCCACCCCUAAAUUUGCAAUUUGGGGUUUUGAUGGCAGCGAUUUUGGGGUUUUGGUGGCUGCGUUUUGGGGUUUUGGUGGCUUCGAACUUUGGAUAUAAUUCAAAGUUGGGAUUAUUUUAUAAAAAUUGAUAAAAGUUGGGAUUAUUAUUUCUAAUUUUUCCUUUUAUAUAUAGGAUAGGAUUUUAAAAGGUUGGAAAAUAAAAAGAUCAACAUGAUCCUACAAAAAUAGAUCAACACGUAGUUCCUCUUUGUAAAAGAAAUAAAAUAAAAUCAAAUUGAAUUUCGUCGGUCCAACCAAUUGAAGCGCACUUGACGUUCUCCAUUGAAGCAGCUUCUGAGCCUUUUUCAGUGUGUCUGUUGUUGAACAGAAGGAAUCUCAGGGUUAUGCAAGUUAUAAAUAUGGCUGCAUCAUACCAAGUGUUAAUGUCUGGGGAAAAAAAGGUCAACAACAACAACAAUACCAACGUUGACAACAGCAAUAGUUAUAGCAGCGUUGAUAACAACAAUGGCAGCGUUGAUAACAACAAUAGCAGCGUUGAUAACAACGAUGGCUGCCGGGCAUGUGUUGGUUUGAUUGUCUCGUUGCUCUUGAUUGUUGCUUUAGUUUGUUUUAUUCGUAUUGAUGAUAAGAUAAAUGGCGACAGCAACUUCAAGCUAGAGUUCCAGAUCAAUUCUGUUGAGGUGACUUCCAUGAAAGUAUAUAAUGUCAGUAAUGAUUACUAUUCUGUCAUUGUUGGCGACAAGAAACAACACUUAAUGGCAGAUUUGGAGUUUAAUCUGACAUUGAAUAACAAGGUAGAAGGAUUGAUGUAUUUUAACCCUAUGGAAGUGUCAUUAGAGUAUCACCAUGAUGAGUUUCUAUCGUCGACUAUGCUUGAACCUUAUCUUCUUGUGGAGGAUCAACACCAACUGCAAUUUGGAAUGCAGAUCAAGGAUGAUGAUGCACGCCUUCAGAACAGGACUGUGGAUUCAAUCUCUCGGGAUUUGGCGGACCAGAAUGUUGUCCAGUUUGCUCUCAAAGGGAAAGGUCGUUGUGUAAGUUGGCGUAGAGGUGCUUUUGUGAAUUGUGGUAUCAAUCUCUUGUGUGAUGACAUAAAGGUUAGGAUUUUAACUGCAACUUCAACUAAUUUGACGACUGGGAGUAUGAUUGACAGCCCACUUCUUUGCAAAUUUAACUCUGAUUGUCAUGAUUUCUAGAAAUAUUCAAUUCUACGAGUCUAUGACUAAUUGUCUAGAUACAAGAUUUGUAAAUGUAAUGGUAUGAUCUAUCUAUCUGUACGAUUUUGGCUAUUUGAGGUGAACUUUCAUGUCUUUAGAUUCAGUAUUUUGAUGUUGUC